GAAACAGUGAGACAGAAAGUCUAAGUCGGCGUUAACAUGCAGACAAGCUGAACGUGGCCGUUUCCUCAGCGGUCGGACUCAACAGAAAUGUGUUGUUAGGGUAGUAUGUUCGUGUUGGAGCACAGCUGUCGGCAAACCAGCUGUUUCGGCCAUUUUGGAGGCCUCCAUUUGCUUGGUCCUACUGCCUGGAGGAGGCCUGCGUGUGCUGGACCAUGAGUGGAAGUAACACCCACCCUGAGGGCAUCGAGGGUCCGGUCCAGGCUCCCUGUCAGGCCUUGUACCGCUGGCAUCAUUACAGGAAGCCUUGGCAGAGAUCUGACCCCCAGCCCGCUUCUGAGCAGCCAUUGGACAGAUACGAGUGGAGGACAUCUGCUCGCCUGGCACAGAGGGCGGCCAAGAUGUCCCCCCCUGAGGGCAAAGGGCACAGCACCGAGCCUCUUCACUUGCGGCUGCUCAGCUUACCGAGGUUCAGCACGGUUCCAGACAACAGGAGCAGAGAUCGGUCCCAGGAAGGCCCGUCGAGGCCUGGCUCUCUGCGCAGGAUCUUCCCCUACCUCAGGUCCAUGUCCGAGCCCGGUACAGGUAACGGCCCGGAGAAGACGGCGCUCAGGAAGGUGGGAUCAGACGCGGAUCGACAACCUCCGUCCGUCAGCGGCUUCUUCAGCUCGUUCUCUCGGAGGAUCAGCAGAAUUCUCAGGGACGAACCUGAAGCUGGUGGAGGAGAGUCUGAUGUCAAAGGUCCUCCCGCUCACCGUUUCUCCUGCGGUCAGAGUCCGUACACCGACAGUGGAGCCUGGGAGAGGAAGUUCUGCAUCCUGACCGACAGCCAGCUCAUCCUGCUCAACAGGGACGAUGAGGCUGCAGGGGAAGCUCAGGAGAGCCCCACUGACUCUGCGAAGGGUCGAAGUCUCCGCAGGACGGUCAGCGUCCCCUCAGAGGGACAGUUCCCAGAGUUUCAGGCAGAGGGCGCCGUCAUGCUAGAGGUGUCUUCAGAGCGAUCCCCGAGGAGGAGGAGUAUCUCUGGCCUGGGGAGUUCAGAGAAGACCGUCACCGUCGACAACCCGAACUCGUCGCCCUUUAAAGUCCCGGGGUUUUUCAGUAAACGUCUCAAAGGCUCCAUCAAGAGGACGAAGAGUCAGACCAAACUGGACAGGAACACCAGCUUCAGACUGCCCUCGCUGCGGCCCGCUGAACCUGACAGAUCUCGCGGGCUUCCCAACCUGAAGGAGUCGACCUCCCAUGAGUCUUUGCUGAGCCCGGGCAGCGCGGUGGAGGCUCUGGACCUGAGCAUGGAGGAGGACGUGUUCAUCAAACCUCUGCACAGCAGCAUCCUGGGACAGGAGUUCUGCUUCGAGGUGACGUACUCAGGCGGCAGCAAGUGUUUCAGCUGUACUUCGGCCUCAGAGCGAGACAAGUGGAUGGAAAACCUGAGGAGGACGAUUCAGCCCAACAAGUGUUUGUGCUCCCAGGACAACUGUCGCCGGGCGGAGAACCUGCUGCGGCUGUGGAUCAUCGAAGCCAAAGACCUGCCGCCCAAGAAGAAAUAUUUCUGCGAGCUGUGUCUGGACGACGUGCUGUACGCCCGGACCACCAGCAAGACCCGCCACGACAGCCUGUUCUGGGGCGAGUACUUCGACUUCUCCAGCCUGCCGCCCGUGCACAGCGUCACCGUGCACAUCUACCGAGACAUGGACAAGAAGAAGAAGAAAGACAAGAACAACUACGUGGGCCUGGUCAACAUCCCGGUGUCGGGCGUGACGGGCCGGCAGUUCGUGGAGAAGUGGUACCCGGUCAGCACGCCCACCACCAGCAAGGCCAAAGGAGGGGGGCCGUCGAUCCGCAUCAAGUCCCGCUUCCAGACCAUCUCCAUCCUGCCCAUGGAGCAGUACAAGGAAUUCGCAGAGUUCGUCACCAACAACUACACCAUGCUGUGCUCGGUGCUGGAGCCCGUCAUCAGCGUCAAGAACAAGGAGGAGAUGGCCUGUGCUCUGGUCCACAUCCUGCAGAGCACCGGCAGGGCAAAGGACUUUCUGACAGACCUGGUGAUGUCGGAGGUGGAUCGAUGUGCCGACCACGACGUCCUGAUCUUCAGGGAGAACACGUUGGCCACCAAGGCCAUCGAAGAGUAUCUGAAGCUGGUGGGACAGAAAUACCUGCACGAUGCGCUCGGUGAGUUCAUCAAAGCUCUGUACGAGUCGGAUGAGAACUGUGAGGUGGAUCCCAGCCGAUGCUCCAGCGGCGACCUGGCCGAACAUCAGAGUAACCUGAAGAUGUGCUGCGAGCUGGCUUUCUGCAAGAUCAUCAACUCCUACUGUGUGUUUCCUCGGGAGCUGAAGGAAGUGUUCGCGGCGUGGAAGCAGCAGUGCGUCGCCCGCGGACACCAGCAGGACAUCAGCAAGCGCCUGAUCAGUGCCUCGCUGUUCCUGCGCUUCCUCUGCCCCGCCAUCAUGUCGCCGUCGCUCUUCUACCUGAUGCAGGAAUAUCCUGACGACCGGACGUCCCGAACACUCACGCUCAUCGCCAAAGUCAUCCAGAACCUCGCCAACUUCACCAAGUUUGGAAACAAAGAGGAAUACAUGGCCUUUAUGAACGACUUCCUGGAGCACGAGUGGGCGGGGAUGAUGCGUUUCCUGUCUGAGAUCUCCAACCCGGAGACUCUGUCCAACACGCCGGGCUUCGAGGGUUACAUUGACCUCGGCCGCGAGCUGUCCGUCCUACACGCUCUGCUGUGGGAGGUCGUCUCUCAGCUCGACAAGGGUGAAAAUUCCUUCCUGCAGGCCACCGUAGCAAAGCUGGGCCCUCUGCCAAGGAUUCUGGGAGACAUUUCCCGCUGCCUGGCAGCUCCGACGCCAGUCCAGCAGCAGCUGCGACGUUUCCAGGACCACAGCUCCGCCCACAACAUCAGUGGCAGCCUGUCGUCAGGGUUACAGCGAAUCUUCGAGGACCCCGCCGACAGCCGCAGUGAGGUUCGCAGCCUGCAGUCUCUGGGCGGAGAUCGCGUGGAUGGUUAUGUUCGAGGUCAGCGCCCCCUGCUGGCUCAGCAGCACCCCUCCAUCCACAGCAGCUUCUCCGAUCAGGAGGAGCGAGACAACCUGCUGCCCAACGGUCGCAGCAUCUCUCUGGUCGACCUGCAGGACGCUCAGAGCCUGCAGGGCCCCGCGGGGCCGCCGCCGCACCAUGAGGCCCCGCCCCGCCUCAGCAGGGUGGGCUCCCAGGCCUCCAUCGGACACGGCCCGCCUCCGCUUAACUACCCCCACUCCAAACCCCUGACUCCCCAGCCGGCACCGCACCACAUCAAAGCCCCGCCCAGAGACGGUCAGCCGCAGAGUGCUCCACAGGUGAGGCGGCCGCUGCACCCCUCCCUCAGCCAGCAGCGCAGCCUGCAGCCGCUGUCCUUCCAGAACCCCGUCUACCACCUGAGUAACCCCGCCCACAGCCUGUCCACUCGCUCCACCCACUCGCUGCGGCAGGACUCCAGCUCAGAGAACCUGAGCACCGAGAGCUCGCACAACAGCCACAGCAACUCCGACGACUACGGCAGCCAGGUGGGGGUCAAAGGUCGAGUGCCGUCCAACAGCAGCCUGGAUGAGUUGGGCAGUAGGCGGAGCACGCAGAGUGAGGAGUGUUCGACGCCACGCCGCCAUGUGCUUCCCGACCUCCCACCCGGGGCUGCCACCGCAGUCGCCAUCCCCCGGCAGAGCACGACGGCGGGCACCGCCCACAUCAUCAAGGUGGAGCAGCAGAGCAGGGGAGGGGGCGGGGCCAGGACGCCGCGCUCCCUCCCACACAGCGCUUCACUGCGCAGCAGCAGCAGCGCCAACACCGAGCCGCCGCCCACCGCCGCCCAUGUCAACCGCCAACAGUCCACCUGCUCUAUGGAGAACAUGGCUCCACCCCAGAGGAGUGCCACCAAACAGCCGCAGCAGAAUCACACCGUCUCUGCUCAGGUGGCGUCUCCGGUGGAGGCCGUGGCGAUGUCUCCGGUGGAGAGGACGGCAGCCUGGGUCCUCAACAACGGCCAGUAUGAGGAGCAGGAGGAGGAGGGAGGAGAGCGGAGCAGAGAGGAGGGCAGGAACACUGAGAAGUACGAGCUGGAGAUCUCUCGGCUGAAGGAGCGCCUGCGCGUGUCCGGCCGGCGCCUGGAGGAGUAUGAGCGGCGGCUGCUGGCUCAGGAGCAGCAGAUGCAGAAGCUGCUGCUGGAAUAUAAAAACCGUCUGGAGGACAGCGAGGAGAGACUGAGGAGGCAGCAGGAGGAGAAAGACAGCCAGAUGAAGGGCAUCAUCUGCAGACUGAUGGCGGUGGAGGAGGAGUUGAAGCGGGACCAUGCAGAGAUGCAGGCGGUGAUUGAAGCCAAACAGAAAAUCAUCGACGCUCAGGUCAGUAACGGAUGUGAAAUAAACCAAUCAGGCAAGUAACCCCGCCCCCACGCCCCACGCUGUUUUUAGAGGAAGGCCGAGAACGAGAGCUGACACACCUCACACCUGUUCAGCCAAUCACAGAGCAGAUCAAAUUAGCUGACGCAGCUGCACAGGAAGUGUUCUUUCAGUGUAAAGUCCCCGCUUGGACAGAGCUGACCACGGUGCGGAAUCUAUUCAUGUUAUUUUAAAAUAAGAGCGCACCAUUAACCUCUAAUGAACAGAUGGUUGAGUGUUCUGGUCACUGUGCCUCAGAAGCAGCUGCUGGUGUGUUGGUGUGUUGUGCUCUGAGCUGGUUUUGUUUCUGUUUGGCUGCUGCCCCCUGCCCUCCCCUCUCUUCACCCCCGACACCCACACACCCCCUCUUCUAAACCACCAGAGCUUCCUCUUUUUCAAAAUAAAAGGCGACAGAAGGUUUAGAGUCGGCCUGUCAGAGGAGAUGAUGUUGGACCACCCGGGUCACCUCAGGUGUUUCUCCGUGGUCUGGGUUUGUGAGCAGGUGAAUCAGAGCUCAGCCGUUCACACUGAUUCCAGAUCAGAGUCCGACUUCCUGCUGGAAACCUGCAGCACUCAGCGGAGCUUCAGUCUCACUUUUUCCUUUUCCUUUUUCUUUUUUUUUUUUUUUUUGGCUGUUCAUGUUUUCGGCUGCUGCCCUCACACUUCCUGUGGACGUUUCUCACUUUAUCGCUGUCGGGUCGAAACCACGUCUCAAAGUUUGUCCAGUAAAAUGAAGGAACGUAGAUUUUAUGGCGUUUUAAAGGAAUAAUUAAUGGACCAUGAUACAUUCAGCAGCUUUAAUGGACAAUUUAAAGAGUUUUUCAGAAGCAACAUUUCUAAACAAUCCCUUAAUUUAUACCUGACAGUGGCUUUAAUUUCUCUAGUGAAAAUUCAGGGGAAUCGUUCAAGCUGUUAAAUCACAAAAAUAAUAAUUCUAAUCUUAAUGUAUGAUCCUUAAAGUGAUGGGGGACCUAACGUUUUAUUUUGUAGAUUUAAAUUACAAACAAAGUUUCCUGUUUAAACAGCAAAUUUAAAUUCACCUGACUGCACCUGAUGGUGUCAGGAUUUAUUCCCUAACGUCUGAUUAAUGAGCUGCUGAAAACACUUUAGAUCCCAAACAUAAACCAAAACCUCGAAGCUUUAAAAAACAUUGUAAAUGAACUCAUUUCAGUUUUUAAAUUCACUUUGUUUGUUUGUGAAGUUUUUUUUCCCCUUAAAACUUUCAAAAUUAAAGUGUUUUUAAGGGGUUUAGUUUUUCAAAUUAAAGGACACAAAGUAUCUGUGGCUUCAGAUGAAGGUGUUUUCUGGGGGGAAUUAAGGAUUAAUUAAGGGAUUAUGUUUUAGAUUUCAGAUUUUCAUUAAUCACAUUAGUCUGAUAAUGUGGUUUUAACCCGACGGUCAGAUUGUCACAAACCCUCCUUUUCUUUUCAUACCUGUCAGUCUGACUUCCUGUCUCGUCCUCUGGU
Messenger RNA from Toxotes jaculatrix (banded archerfish), 5878 nucleotides. It is a transcript of the gene rasal2, whose product is annotated as RAS protein activator like 2. The transcript is spliced from 18 exons. Lineage: Eukaryota; Metazoa; Chordata; Actinopteri; Toxotidae. Bases 213 to 4415 code for a protein of 1400 amino acids. The record is from RefSeq and is a predicted model, not a curated record. Gene Ontology annotation, biological process: regulation of GTPase activity.